AGGCUGAAUGGGGUAGAAGACCCGUCGAGGUGGGAAAGUGUCUAUUUUCUGCCUACCACCACCGCCACCAUCCUGGCUGGGUCUAGAGGGUGACGACAGCUGGGAAGUGGCAGCACGUGCUCAGGUUCCAGGAAGGGCUCCCUGUUUAUUCCUCGCGGGAGAAAACACCGGAGUGACCAGAUGUCUCGGUCCCUGAAACUUCGCUGUGAUGGCCAAAAUUACAUCCUGUAAAAAGUGGCAGAUACCAACGUACUGUGAAGAAUGGUCUCUGGAGACCUGAAAAGCUGAUAGUCUGAUCACUCAACAAAAGAAGUCUGAGAACCCGGAAAUAGACAUGAAUAAUGUACAAGUGACUUCCACGCUGUGGACCAGCCAUCCAGACGGAGAGGUGACCCUGAGGCAGUCCAAGCACGGACCCGGCCACGAGGCCCCGAUGACCAUCCACGAGUUCUUCCAGCAGUCGGUCGGCCGAUUCGGGGCUCACCCGGCCCUGGCGUCCAAGGACAACAAGAACUGGGCGUUUCUGAAUUUCAGCCAGUACUACCAGGCUUGCCGGAGGGCCGCGCGAGCCUUCGUCAAGCUGGGCUUGCAACGUUUCCACGGAGUGGGCAUACUGGGAUUUAACUCUGCCGAGUGGCAUAUUGCAGCUAUUGCCAGCAUCCUCGCAGGGGGGCUUUGUGUUGGUAUUUAUGCCACCAACUCGGCCGAGGCUUGUCAAUAUGUCAUCAACCAUGCCAAGGUGAACAUUUUGCUGGUUGAAAAUGACCAACAGUUACGGAAAAUCCUUUCGAUCUCACAGAGCAAGCUGAGGACCCUGAAAGCCAUUGUCCAAUACAAACCGCCCAUCAAGGAGACCAAUAACAAUAUCUAUUCUUGGGAGGACUUCAUGGAACUUGGCGACAGCAUUCCUGACAGCCAGCUGGAGCGGAUCAUCGAGAGCCAGAAAGCUAAUCAGUGUGCCGUCCUCAUCUACACGUCGGGGACCAUGGGCGACCCCAAGGGGGUGAUGCUCAGCCAUGACAACAUCACAUGGAUGGCCGGGGCAGCAGCAAAGGACGCCGGGAUGAUCAAUAUGCAGGGGAGGCGGGAGACGGUGGUCAGCUACCUGCCCCUCAGCCACAUCGCCGCACAGAUGAUGGACAUCUGGAUCCCCAUCAAGAUCGGGGGGCUCACGUACUUCGCUCAGCCAGAUGCUCUCAAGGGCACGUUGGUAUAUACUUUGCAGGAAGUAAAGCCUACUGUCUUCUUCGGGGUGCCCCGGAUUUGGGAGAAGAUGCAGGAGAGAAUAAAGGAGAGUGGUGCCAGGUCCUCGAACUUGAAGAAGAAGGUGUUUUCAUGGGCAAGAACCAUUGGCUUAAGGGUCAACACUAAAAAGAUGAUGGGGAAACAAGAUACUCCUGUGAACUACCGCAUGGCCAAGGCCCUCGUGUUCAGCAAGGUUAAGAAAGUGCUUGGACUGGAUCACUGCCACUAUUUUAUCAGCGGGGCCGCGCCGCUCGCUGAGGACACCACCCAGUUCUUCCUGAGCCUGGACAUACCCAUAGGCCAGAUGUACGGGAUGAGCGAAAGCUCAGGUCCCCACACAAUUUCCAACGCGAAUAUGUACAGGAUUCUAAGCUGCGGCAAGGUGUUGAACGGGUGUAAGAUCUUGCUGAUCCACCAGGACAAGGACGGCAUCGGGGAGGUCUGCCUAUGGGGCAGGAACAUCUUCAUGGGAUACCUGGAAAGAGAGGAUAUGACAAUGGAGGCCAUUGACGAGGAAGGCUGGCUACACUCCGGGGACUUGGGCAGAAUGGACAACCUGGGUUUCCUCUACAUCACUGGUCGCAUCAAAGAGCUCAUCAUCACUGCUGGUGGAGAAAACGUGCCCCCCAUUCCCAUCGAGACCUUGGUGAAGGAGAAGAUCCCCAUCAUCAGUAAUGCCAUACUGGUGGGAGAUAAAGCGAAGUUCCUGAGCAUGUUGCUAACACUGAAGUGUGAGAUCGAUCAGAUGAACGGAGAGCCUCUGGACAAGUUGACCUUGGAGACCAUCAAAUUCUGCCGAGGCCUGGGCAGCCAAGCAUCCACCGUGACUGAGAUUGUGAGGCUGCGAGACCCCCUGGUCUACGCGGCCAUCCAGCAAGGUAUAGAUGCUGUGAACCAGGAAGCCACCUCCAAUGCACAGAAGAUUCGUAAGUGGGCUAUCUUGGAGAAGGACUUUUCCAUUCAAGGUGGAGAGCUAGGUUCAGCGACAAAAGUUAAGAGACAUUUCAUAAACCAGAAAUACAAAAAACAAAUCGACAGCUUCUACUACUGACUGUUGUGGGGAGCUGCUCUUGGCUGUCCUGAUGGCAUGAUCCCAGGAAAGUUGACUGGGAGGUCUGCGUAAAGAACUACAAAGAAAGAUCUGACCUGCGGGUGCCAAUGGAAUGUUCCCCCCGGAGAUCUAAUGAGACAUUAGAAAGAAAAAGCCUACGCAACUUUGAAGAAAUGGGCCCUAAACCCAAUCACCUGCCCAGAAGCAAUUUGGAAACCCUUCCAAUAAGUUCUGAUAAUAAAGCACUUCAGCGUCCCA
Messenger RNA from Tupaia belangeri chinensis (Chinese tree shrew), 2554 nucleotides. RefSeq names its product long-chain-fatty-acid--CoA ligase ACSBG2. NCBI's taxonomy places the organism in Eukaryota, Metazoa, Chordata, Mammalia, Scandentia, Tupaiidae. The coding region runs from base 335 to 2296 and encodes 653 amino acids. The record is from RefSeq and is a predicted model, not a curated record. Gene Ontology annotation, molecular function: long-chain fatty acid-CoA ligase activity. Gene Ontology annotation, cellular component: endoplasmic reticulum; membrane. The transcript has 15 exons.